AUGACAUGCGAGCUGCAACAACAUGUUGUUGGUUUAAUAUACGGACGUAAAGGACAUCUUAUAAAUUUGGAAGCCGUUAUAAAAAUGAAAAGUGAAGGCACAAGUAUGAACACAGAAAUCGAUGCACAACAAAAUCAUGACGAUCAAAAUCAAAACAGUGAAGUUAUGGGCAGUGAAAAUAUUGAAAAUGGAGAGGCAAUAAAUAGCAAUCAUCAUUUGUGUGAACCAUCAAACCAUCUAGUCAAUAAUACAGUACCUCCUAACAGUCAAAUGAGUAGUACAUGUGGUACUCUUACACCCAGUACUAGUACUUCUACCCCAGAGGAAGCAUGGAAACCAAUAAGUGAUAAACACAAGUUAAUCUCUAUAGACUUCCUUUGUCAAUAUAUGCUUGAAACUGGUGUUACUACUACUACUACUACUGGUUUCAUCAGUGACACAACGGAGUGUAGUGCAUGUAAACUGAGAAACUGCGUGCAUUAUGAAACGGAAGUCACCAUGGUUUGCGCAGCGUGCCCGCGAUUCCCUCGUCUUUGUUCAGCACAAUGUUUUCGAUGGUGGCACAAUGUUCAUUUACCGGCAUCCGGUAAUAAACCAGGAACAACAAUCGAAUCCAAUCAAACCGAUACAACAAUAAGAAAAUCAAAUGACCAAGUUAUGGAUUCAGAAUCCCAGGUACUUGAUCAAUCAAGUGAAUUUAGAGCGCCUGAGGAAUCAGUCCUCCAACCUUGUACAACAUCCGUACGUCGGAAAAAGAAACCGACGUAAAGCAGCCCGAUAUUGUUAUGUAAUAUUUACUGUCCGAAUUCAAGAUAAUCAAUGAAGGCGAAUGGACAAAUUAAGCAUUUCGAUCUACGACGUGAAAUCUUUAGACGCUGAGGGUGUCGGUGUUCACGGAUAGUACGAUUUACACUAACGCAAGAUAAUGAUGUAUAUUUCGUAUAAACGGGUAUGUUUACAUGGAGUGCGCGCCAACAGAAUGACAUCUGACGCAUUGUAACCGCAAAGAGAGCAUCAUUUCAAAUAUUACGUGGAAUUAUAAUGAUAGUUUCAUAUUUCUUAUAAACGAGUGUUUACAAGAAAUGCAUGCCAUUUUUACAGUCACGGUCAGUUAUGUUAUGAAUUACAAUCGCAAAGUAUCACGAAUUGAUACUUUUUCGAAAGAUUAAAUUGUUCGGUUAUUGUACAAGCAAUCACAACAGGUUCUUUUAAAUGUUAAGUUGUAAGCAUUCCCCUUAAGUAACCUUCAAAGUUGAGGGACAACCCGAACUUCGUUCCGUUUCUUGAUGAUAGAAAGGGUCGACUGGAAACCACUUAUAUUGGGGUAAGUACUAUGCCCACACGUUUUUGAACGCUAUUUCAGAAAGAGAAGAACGUGCUGGGAAGCUGCAUAGUGGUUUAAAUACAAUUAUGGAUAAUAUAUCAUCGGCAGCACAUUUAUAAGUUGAAUACAAGAGGGAGCUAUAGAGUACUUGGGAUGAUAGUACACAUUUGCAAUGUUCAAUGCUAACCUUAUUGGUCUUACCAUGGAAAACUACGACGUUUUCGAUGAAAAUAUAGUUGUUCUCAAACACUGGUGUUGUUAUAUAUUUUCUUCAUCAAAGCAACCAGACUUCAAGCGAGCGAAGAAUGCAAAUGAAAAGAGUUAAUUUUAGCUUUAAUAAAGUCCUAAAUAGUUGAGAUAAAAUAGAGUAUAAUAGGAUACUAACGCAAGAUCGAAUACCAACAACUUCUAUAGUAUUCGUUCCGCGUACACCGAAGGCAAGGCAAAAUACCAAAAUUGACAGUCCAAAUUCCGAAGUAUAUUUCGGGACCAAAUCGUAGUGCGAGGUUGAUUGCUUAAGUAGCUAGGGUUCGUGCAUGAAAGUGACACGACGGCGUGGAUGCUUGACUGUGAGCUUGCAGCUAAACAAGUCGACUAAAACAUCCUAAUGUUCAGUGAUGAAUGCAGUGGCUAAUAAUUCUGGAGAAUUACCAACCGUUACACACUCUUUGUGACUAACUAUAUCCAAUAAAGCUAUAUUAUAUUUCAAAAUUACUCUUCUUGUCCACUCACACUUCUCUUUAUUAUAUCUUUUGAACUUCGCCUAACCCUCUUCUCUUGCUUUGCGUGCUACAUGUAGUGUGGCGACUUUAUCUGCUGCACGUCUGUGCUAAGUUCUACGUUAAAACCAGUCAGUCACUGAUGCAGUCAAUCAUUUUUAAUCGACCUGAACAACUGGACCGCCUUAAGCACCAUGGGUGUACAUAGUAAAUGAUUUAUUAUUUGCUAGCAUCCUUGAAUAGUGAACAAAUACCACCUACUUUUGAAAUAAAAGAGCAUAUGACCACUAGUAACAUCUUAUAAGUUUAAUUGUUUCACUAAAUUUUUCUCUUUCACUUAGUUCCUAGUUAACCCCACUUCACUUCUUGAAAAUAAGAAGUGAUCAGUAGCGGUGGGUUUGCAAGUGAUACCAGUGCUAAUUCCCAUGUAAGAGCUUCAGAAAUUAUAGGCCCAUUUAAUGUAUGAACUUAGAGACUACACCUGUUGUUUCUUUUGCCCUUAUCUAUAAUUUCAGACAAAAAAACAGCACUCAUGAA
This is a messenger RNA of Trichobilharzia szidati, 2580 nucleotides long. The record is from the annotation of a GenBank genome assembly. Lineage: Eukaryota; Metazoa; Platyhelminthes; Trematoda; Strigeidida; Schistosomatidae.